Molecule: messenger RNA, 1343 nt
Organism: Dothidotthia symphoricarpi CBS 119687
Lineage: Eukaryota; Fungi; Ascomycota; Dothideomycetes; Pleosporales; Dothidotthiaceae
Exons: 1
Coding region: 479-898 (139 amino acids)
Source: RefSeq, a predicted model, not a curated record
UCAUCUCGACGCUACUAACAUACCCGGUGCCACGUUCUUUCCUGCCUUAUACUACUCUACGGUCCGCUAGCGGGAAGGCAUGUUACAUGCACUAAAACUCCGCCUUGUGUCGGACCAAGGUCUAAUGUUCGCGCUUGCGCUUGCGCUUACAGUUCGCGCUGCAUGCAUACAGUCUGGCUUCCGGCGCCGUCCGAUGGGGCUUUAUUCAUAGCCACCUCGCGCUCGGAGUCGUGGCCGGAUCUUCGGACGAUCGGCGAUAGGGCGUGUGUGUUCGGAGGGUGUGUGGGCGUGGGGUGUAUUUUGGUAUGUAUACAUAUGCAUCAUCAGGGUGGGAUCAGUCGAUCGGCGUUUUACACAGCACUUGCCUGGGUAGAUAUCGACCAUUGACUAGACCAGACCAGAAGGCUUAUACGGCCCAGAUACGCUACGUCGAUAUCUACACACACAACGUCUCCACAUUCCUACCCAGCAAACCCGCAUGGACAGGGCAUGUGCGUCUGUCCGUCCGUUCGUCUACCACCCACACAUGCCAUCCCCGACGUCGGAUUUAGCUCCCACUAGCGAUCUGGGGAAGCAUCGCAGCUCGGCGUGCACAGCCAGCCUGUCGGAGGCCCUCCGUUAUGGAACAUGCCUUGUCACAAGACAAGAUCUCUGGGUGGCUUUGGGGGUCGGAUUCGGAUCUGGAUGGCUUUUCUGUGCAUGGCUUCGGGCCUAUACUAGACAUGGCCAGACAAGAUCAGAUCACAUCAGACCAGGCACCCCGCUUGUGGAGAUUUGCAUGGUUGACGGAUUUUCUUGGCGGGAGAGAGUGUUCGUGGAAGAUUUCGAGCGGGGAGAGCGAUUGGCUGCUCGGGGUGGGUAUAUCUGUUUGCUCAGGGUGAGGUAUGCGGUUUGGUGAAUGCCAUUUGGUCUGCUUUGGUGUAGUGGGACAUGUGGAGGUGGAUCUACUCGUGGAUCUACCAUGGGUGUGUGCUAUCGUGAAGGAAUGUGUCCGAAGAUUCUCGGUUCACACAACCUAAGAAUAGUUCUGAUGUGAAUGCUGGGAGGUUUCGAUCUCGUGUGUUGAAGGUCAUUGUGGAUGGACUCUGGUGCCGGGUAAAUAUCUUGGAAACGCUGGUUCCUUGGAGACUGGAGACGGCGGUAUAACUUACGCUAGUUUUCGAAGAUAGUAGGAAGUUCAAGAACUACUGUGGGAACUAUUACACGUCGUUAUCAGGCACUGUGGCCUAGUCACUGCGCCUCUGCAAGUUGUUAGGCGAUUAGAUAGAUUUCUACGGUAGCACGAUAAGGCGCGUACCAAGAGGGAAUGCACCAGCCACAUCUCACAAAGGAGCACGCGAAGU